Messenger RNA from Spodoptera exigua (beet armyworm), 4367 nucleotides. The record is from the annotation of a GenBank genome assembly. Lineage: Eukaryota; Metazoa; Arthropoda; Insecta; Lepidoptera; Noctuidae.
AAUAAUAACUCAAUAGUUUUAUUAUAUUGCUAAAAUAAUGUUAUCAAGUUGAACUGAGAAUUCUUACAGUUUUAUGUGUAUCUAUAUAGUACGUGUUUCAGGCUCUAUAAUCUUUCAUCUGCGUCAUGAAAAAUAACGUAAAAAACAAAAUGUCAAUGAUCCUUUAUAAGCAUGAUAAAUACAAACUUCUUUCGAUAAAAAACCACUAUAUGAAUUAAGUAACUAAUUAUGACUUUUGAAAAAUAUGUUGCAAUUAUUAAACUCAUGCAUUUCUUAAAAAAAUAUUAGUUUAUUAAUAAUAAACGAAGUGAUACGUAUUUAUUAUGUUGGAAGUCUAAUCAAAUUCUACGCUGCGUUUGCGUAUAUUGGAACGUCGAUUUCAUGAUGGCAGGUGUGUCAUUCAUAUGUUUUGAUUUUUUACAUAAAUAGUAUGUUAUAAAAAUAUCAAAUGUUUAUUUAUCUUUGUAACAAAAAAAUAGUAAUUCCAACAGUAGCACUGUGACUGUGUGAUGUGUACGUGACGCAAUUGCAGCAGUAGAGUGUGUGGCGCAGAAUAUGGUAGAUGGUAGUGGAGGGACGCGGGUGCUGUAAGAUGCCUUGCGAAAGCUGUGCGGUGCAGUUCAGCAUGUUCAAGCGUAAGCGAGCAUGCAGCGAGUGCGAGAGGUUCUACUGCAGCAGCUGCUUGCGGCGUGGAGGCGGCGCAAUGUGCGCGCCGUGCCGGGUCCUCUCCACCCGUCCGCUUACCAAGCAGGCUAUAGCUCAUUUGAAAGUGCGCGACGUGCAGUGCUUCUUACAACGACAGAAUGUCUCCACCAGGGGCUGCGUUGAAAAGGAGGAGUUGCUGAACUUGUGUGUGUCACACGUAAACAGCACUGCAUACAGACGCCGGGGCUCACGCACCUCAGGAGCCAGUCCCUUCAGCUCGCUGAAGGGAUUUACAAGUAACAUCAAUGACUUCCUCAACUCAGCCUUUGACAUCCGCAACAACCCGCAGCCACCAGCACAGCCUGCUGCCAGAGGAUGUGCCAGCAAUUGCUUCAACUCUGCUCAUGUGCACAAUAAUGUAAGUGGUGGAGUUCCUUCCAACUGCCAGAGGCCACAAGGAGAACGAUUUACAACUACACCAGGUGGGGAGCCAGACAUUCGUGUGCCUGUGCCGGAGUCAUCAGUUUCUAGCAGCGUGUCAGCGGAGAGCGCACGCGUCGAUACCGCCGACUGCUUCGAGAUUGAAGACCUGGACGACACUGGCUGGGAAUUUGUCAACAGACCCGCUGACCCCUUGCCAAACGACUCAGAGGUGUUGCUGAGUACGUCGGCCAGCUUCCAGCGACGCACUAGUGCGGGGGACCGGGAAGCGGAGCGACCGGGAGAACGAGUGUCCGAGCGGAGGACGGAGCGAGCAUCCGAACGAAGAGCAGAGCCAAAUACAGAGCGACCAGCCGGAUGGGGAGCGGAGCCAAGUACGGAGCGACCGGUCGGCCGGGGAGCGGAGCCAAGUACGGAGCGACCGGUCGGCCGGGGAGCGGAGCCAAGUACGGAGCGAGUGGUGGAGCGCGCCGCGUCCGAGCUAGAGCUGCGGGCGCCGGCGCCGCGCGCGCCCGACUCCGUCAGUCUGCACGACGCGCCGCUCCUCGACCAGGACUCGCGCAGCGACCACGGUACACCUAAACACAUAAGUCUAGAUCAAUUCAAGCAGCCGUCGGACCUGGACGUACUCAGCGUUAAGCAGCUAAAGGAGCUGUUGGUGCGGAACCGCGUGGAGUACCGCGGCUGCCUCGAGAGGAAGGAGCUGCUGGAGCGCGCCAAGACGCUGUGGAGAAACCACGCGCAGUACUGCGACGACGUGGAGGCGCUGCCGGCGGAGGAGUGCUGCAAGAUCUGCAUGGCGGCGCCGCUGGAGUGCGUGCUGCUGGAGUGUGGCCACAUCGCGGCCUGCACGGCCUGCGCCAAGCAGCUGGCCGAGUGCCCCAUCUGCCGCCAGUACGUCGUGCGCGCCGUGCGCUUCUUCCGCUCCUGAGUGCCUUGACUGCUCCUCCCGUACACAGUACACACUUUUCAAUUAUCCUUCCAUGAAAUCAUUAAUGUUAUCUCGUAACCGUAAAGUAGCCACGGUCGUAAUCUACAAUAAGAAAUCACCAUAAAUGCUUGCUGUAAAAUUUCCGACAUCAUGUAGGUGUAGGAACCACAUAGCGAUAGCGAAGAACAAUAAAUGGUGCUUCGUUGUAAACCGAAACUAGCGCUAACUAGUGUUAGAUUGAGUGUCGCUACGAUCAACUGUUGUAGUUAGUACGACAAUGUGUAAUGUAACGUUGCCCCGCCCCAAGUGAGUAGGGCGCCGACCAAUGAGACGAGCCAUAGACGUGUCCACGGUGCGCCGGCGCAGGCUGCCGCGCCGCUCGACGCUCGCUAUGCCAAGAGUACAGAACUGAUCUUGUAAAUAUUGUAACUGUUAUAUAUUUUUACCAGUUUUCUACCAAUGUAAACUGUUGUUAUGUAUAUUUAAAUACUGUCGCUCUGCGCCGUUGUAGCUGUAACACAAUCGAUCGUGCUGUGAUCCUUGGUUUACAAUUGAUAUAAUGGCUCAAAAAAAAAAAAAAAUAUUACCGAAGAACAGUUCUGCAACGAACGUACUGCAGUACGGCUUAGACACGGGAUGACGUGUCGCAUCCUGCGAUCAGCGAUCAUCCACGAAAUGAUGAUAUAUAAAAGUCUGAAUGUAUUCAUAGUUACAUAAUCCACAGACACUCCUCCUCAGUUGUGAAAAUGUUGUAUUAUUUUGUAUUUCCUACAGUAGUCCAUCGCAACUUCCUGAGCUACCAGGGCAGACUGUUCAGACAAUAAGUCAAAACUCGCUUCGGAAGCUAUUUAUCACUUAUUGGGUAUUCGCAGCUGUAGUUAGGUGUAAAAAAUAUGAAAUUGGUUAGAAUUAGCUCAAAAUUGUUUAUACAGAACUUGACUUUAGUUGGCACAUGUGUAAUCGACCGAUAAUCAGACUUUAUUAGGCAAGUAACCAUGGGGACAGGUAGCUUACAACAUCGUUAUCUGACCAAUCCAUCGGUCGAGCCAAACUGUUAAGUUCAGACACAGAGUGGGACCUGCAAACUAUAGUCAAGCACUGUUUAGUUUAUGUAUAAUAAAUUAAAAUUGUUGUUAGUGAGAUUGGCAACGCGGGCUGUGUAGUGCUUCGGGUGAUUCCUGCAGUGAGGCAUGCUCGUGAUCCAAAGCCGAGCAAUGUAACAUGCAUCAUGUUGUAUAUACUUACUGAUAUUCGCGUAUUACGUCGGACAAUAUCGGUCAGACGACGAAACGCUCUAUAUCAUUAUUCAUAUUUAAUAUUUUAUUCAAUAAUAUUGUUUUUUAUAAUUUAGUAUUUAACUAAAAUGUUGUAAAUUGCCUAAAAGGUUUAGUCACAUUGUACUGGAUCCGACUCGUUGACGAUGUAUCUGUAUGACAGUUCCAUGUAGGUAUUGUUUAGGUUUCGUUGUAUUAUUUAAGUACAUGUACUAUAAAUCAGCGCCAUUUAGGUAUCAAUAAAACGUUCCCAUAGCUGCAUGAAAUACUCGUUGUCAAUAUAUUUCCACCUCGCCUUACGACGUUUAUAUUAUUGCGCCUUCGCCAAUGAUAAUGUGUAACGCAGACAUGUAUUCUGGCACUCGCGCUAGUUCCUGCUAUAUGAUAUAUCGAGUCGAGUCGCCAGCUCCACUCGUGUGUAUAUGUAUAUAUAAUAUACGAAGUACAUGUACUUUAUUUUUGUAAUUGAAGAGAGACAGUCUCUGAAAAUGUUAUCCCACUGACUAUGAUGACAGUCUUCAUACGUAUGGUACGACAUUUGUCAAUAAAGGUACAAAAUUAGAGCUUGUACCACAGUGAUGCGUCGGGACUCCUGCAAAUUCAAAUAGCAACCAAUAACCAUUAAGGUUUAAACCCGUUUAUUAACUCUGUAAUAAUAUCAUGUACUUUAAUGAAUUGAAUUCGAUAUAUCUGGUUGUGAACUUGCUUAAAUUAAAGUUCGUAAUUAAUUACAGGGUAUAGCACUUGGUUUAAGAAUGUUGUCUUUGUGUAAAUAGCUUUCUUUAUCACUACAAACGACACUUCCCUUGGUUUAGAAAUAGUAGUCUCCGAACAUGACGUGGUCCGAGAUUCAGUGAUGUGUUCUGUGUGGUUUAUCCUCUCUUGCUUAUAAUCUGUACAGCCUAUUUCCCUAAAACACAUAGAUACUUAUAUUGUACCAUGGCAGGUUUUGUACCGUACUAUGAGACUUUAAUAAAAUACCUACUGAGGUAAACAAAGUUCCGUGUAAAUAUGAGUAUUUUCAAUAAAAUUGUACCACAUAGAUAAGUUGAAUACACGGUAAAGCCUUUAUUGUC